AUGACUACCAAAACCACCUCUCAACAACAACCACCCAAUCCACCCGUAAAGUUCCUUGGCGUCCGGAGACGUCCAUGGGGCCGAUACGCAGCCGAGAUUCGAGACCCAUCAACCAAAGAGCGACACUGGCUCGGCACCUUUGACACGGCUGAGGAGGCUGCUCUUGCUUACGACAAAGCUUCACGGUCUAUGCGCGGCCCUCGCGCACGGACCAACUUUGUCUACUCCGACAUGCCUCCCGGAACUUCCGUCACUUCUAUCCCUUGUCCCAAUGAUCCAAACCAAACCCAAUUUAAUCCCCAUAACAAUCAGCAACAAUUUUCACUUUCUAAUGAUUCUGUUUGGUCAUCUUCUUCAUUAUUUACCCAAGAAAAUGAUCAUUGUGCUAUUUAUAGUAAUUAUAUUAAUGGAAGUAAUGAUGAUUAUAAUGGUGGUUAUGUGAAUAAUGGUAAUGAGAUUGAGCUUCCUCCUUUGCCUGAUCAGUAUACAGGUCAGUUGGGUCAGGGUUCUUGGGUCGACCCAUUUGGUGGAUCCGCAGUUGGUGGAUCUACAGUUGGUGGAUCUAUGUCGGAUUAUAUGGGUUUUGAUACUACUAUGGCUGGGUAUGUACAUAGCCCAUUGUUUAGUUCAAUGCCUACCGUUGAGCAUGGGCUUGACCCAUUUAAUUUGGGUUCGUCAUCAUCUUUUUUCUUUUAG
This is a messenger RNA of Amaranthus tricolor (Joseph's coat), 696 nucleotides long. RefSeq names its product ethylene-responsive transcription factor LEP. Lineage: Eukaryota; Viridiplantae; Streptophyta; Magnoliopsida; Caryophyllales; Amaranthaceae. The record is from RefSeq and is a predicted model, not a curated record. Bases 1 to 696 code for a protein of 231 amino acids. The transcript has a single exon. Gene Ontology annotation, biological process: regulation of DNA-templated transcription. Gene Ontology annotation, molecular function: DNA binding; DNA-binding transcription factor activity.